This is a messenger RNA of Colletotrichum higginsianum IMI 349063, 363 nucleotides long. RefSeq names its product ribosomal protein L35Ae. The record is from RefSeq and is a predicted model, not a curated record. The coding region runs from base 1 to 363 and encodes 120 amino acids. Lineage: Eukaryota; Fungi; Ascomycota; Sordariomycetes; Glomerellales; Glomerellaceae. Gene Ontology annotation, molecular function: structural constituent of ribosome. Gene Ontology annotation, cellular component: ribosome; cytosolic large ribosomal subunit. Gene Ontology annotation, biological process: cytoplasmic translation; ribosomal large subunit biogenesis. The transcript has 5 exons.
AUGCCUUCGGAAGCCGGUCACAGAUUAUACGUCAAACCGAAUGAACCGAUACUAACAUUUGUUUCCAGGGGACGUCACCUCAGCUACCAGCGUAGCCGUCACGUCACCCACUCCAAGACGAGUCUGAUCAAGAUCGAGGGAGUCGACGACACCAACGCCGCCAACUUCUACCUCGGCAAGAAGAUCGCCUACGUCUACAAGGCUCAGAAGGAGAUCCGCGGUUCCAAGAUUCGCGUCAUCUGGGGCAAGGUUACCCGCCCUCACGGCAACUCUGGCGUCGUCCGCGCCAAGUUCUCCAACCCCCUUCCCACCCGCUCUUUCGGCGCAUCCGUUCGCGUGAUGCUCUACCCCUCGUCGAUUUAA